Anoplophora glabripennis (Asian longhorned beetle) is the source of this 1926-nucleotide messenger RNA. Its product is annotated as ring canal kelch protein. The record is from RefSeq and is a predicted model, not a curated record. Gene Ontology annotation, molecular function: protein binding. Bases 149 to 1675 code for a protein of 508 amino acids. NCBI's taxonomy places the organism in Eukaryota, Metazoa, Arthropoda, Insecta, Coleoptera, Cerambycidae. The transcript has 9 exons.
UAGGCCGACAUUAAUUCUUUUCAACUAUUAAAGUGCGUGUUGGUGUGGUUGCUGUGCGACCGAAUCCUUUAUACAGAGUCAAAAAACAGGAACUAAAAUUAGUGGGAACAAGAAUUUCGACUGCCCCCCCAUACUGAAAAAAUCCAGAAUGGGGUCGAGGGUGGGCGGACUGAGCACUGCCGGUCUGCCCGCAGAUAAAGCCCUCGCAGGAGUUCCUAGACUCCUGGACGACCUCCAGCGACUCUCGGAGGACGUCGAUUCCGCUGAUAUCGUCUUCAUACUAGGUAGGGAAGAGGAGAGAGUUUUCGCUCACAGGGUGAUUCUGAUGGCCAGAUGUAAAAGCUUCCAAACGGCCAAAAGGGGGGAAGUGUGCAGAAUUCCUGGUUGCUCUGUGGCACCAUCUGCCCCGGGCACCCCCACACCUAUUAGACUGCCCCAAGCUCCCCCGGACACGUUCAAGCAAUUUUUACUGUACGUCUACACUGGAAAGAUAUUAUUGCAAGAUAAUGGAGUUUUUGAAAUGUUAGCUUUGGCUCAGGAACUGGGUGUGGAUGAACUGAGAAAUGCAUGCGAGGAUCACGUUACAUCGACAUUGUCUGUUCCCUCUGCUUGUACAUUUUUAGCAGCUGCUAUGAAUAUACAAGAUAAAUCUCUAGGAGGGAAAGCAGCAUCUGGUUUUGUAGAAAGAUGUGUUAGUUACAUUGGAGAAAACGCAGCAGAAUGUGUACGAACAAAUUCAUUUUUGUCUUUACCGACAGAUGCUGUAAUGAAAGUUAUUUCUUCAGAUUAUUUAUGCUUGGAAGAGGAAGACGUUUGGAGAGCAGUUCUAAACUGGGCAAAAUAUCAAGCCGGUGUUACACAACCGACACCUCACUGGACGGAAGAAGAGCGAGCUAGGGUCUGUCAACACUUGUCUUACGUUAUCAGUCACGUUCGUCUCCUAUUAAUAGACAGCCAAGUAUUCGCCGAAGAAGUAGAACCGACAGGAGCGGUACCCAUGGAGUUGAGCUUGGAGAGAUACCGACACGCUGCUCUGCCCAGCAAAUACCCGGAAGCUACGGAAGACCAGAGGCUGAGACCUCGUAUUUCUCCACAUAUGUUCCCGGGGUCCUUAAUCCUCGGCCAGGACAAGAGCCACUAUCAGAGGUUACUGAACGCGUGGUUCGGUCAUGCUAAACAGACCUGGAGACUGGUGUAUCGCGCAAGCAGCCAUGGGUAUUCCGCCUCGUCUUUCCACCGAUACUGCGACGGGGUGUCACCCACAUAUGUUAUAGUUCUGGGUGCGAGAGGGGAAAUAUGCGGAGGGUUUAGCGACGCGGCUUGGGGGAGGCCGCCAGGAAAAAGUCAUUACGUCCUCUCCGAGAGAGCCUUUCUCUUCACGCUGUACAAUCACCAGGAUUUACCGCCCACACAGUUUCAUUUAGUGAAGAAACCGUUCGCUAUUUGCUAUCAUCCAGAUUCGGGACCGAUUUUUGGGGCUGGAGCCGAUUUGCUAAUAUCGAGCAAUUGCAACAGCAACAUGGAUAGUUAUUCAAACUUGCCGCACACGUACGAUGGGGACGGUGCUUCUCCCUCCAUCUUGAUGGGAGACUACAACUUUACAGUUGCCGAUUACGAGGUUUUCACGCCCUUGAAUUCGUCGUCGAAAAUAUCCAAAAACGAGAGAUAUCAGUAAUUUUUUCUCGCGUUUGUAUUGUUGGAUACAUAUUUUUAAUUUUAUAGCAGCAUCGAUAACGUGAUUUAUUUAGCUUCGCUCGCUUUUAUUAAUUAUAAUUUUUUUCAUAUUUACAGGAAAUUGACGAUAAAUCAGUAAAAAACACCUCGGGGUGCAUUUGCAGUGUAUGCCCAACAAGCGUUUUAAUUAUUCAAUGAAUUUGUGCCAAUUUUAAAUGUAAAUUUCAAAGUAUUUUAUUUUUACAAAUUUCU